AUGGUGGGGGCGGGAACACCUGAUCCGUCUCGAGGUUCGGAUCAGCUUGACAUUCAGGAGCUGAACCGUGUAACGGAUAAUCUACACGAUGACCUGGCUCAUGAACGGACUCGGCGUUAUGAGCUCCAUGGCCUUUUAAGGAAUAAUUACAAUUCCUUAGCGCACGAUCGUUCGAACGAUCGUUCCUCGUUUGAGUUUGCGCAACUUGAGAGCGAACGUUACGUUCAUUCUCUUUGUGACGAGCUGAAUGCAGCUCGUCAGUACAUCGCUCAACUGCGUGAGCAGGUCACUUCGCUAGUCGACCAGACUGGCUCGUUGAAAUGGGAUCACUCGAAGGUGUUCUCGGCCAUUGACCGCGGAAGUGUUCUUCGUAUCUCGAAACGGUCUUGUACUGAUAGUACGGGCGAAGACGUCCACCGCAAAAUGUAG
Molecule: messenger RNA, 429 nt
Organism: Peronospora matthiolae
Lineage: Eukaryota; Oomycota; Peronosporomycetes; Peronosporales; Peronosporaceae
Source: the annotation of a GenBank genome assembly